Molecule: messenger RNA, 1913 nt
Organism: Clarias gariepinus (North African catfish)
Lineage: Eukaryota; Metazoa; Chordata; Actinopteri; Siluriformes; Clariidae
Gene: lrriq3
Product: leucine rich repeats and IQ motif containing 3
Exons: 7
Molecular function (GO): protein binding
Source: RefSeq, a predicted model, not a curated record
UUUAGGGUGAAAGUUCAGAUGGAUUUAAACCUGGAAGAUGGACACACGUCUUCAUCAUUAUCUUCAUCCUUUUCUCCGUCCUCAGUACCUGGGGAGCAGGACGUCGUGGUUCUGCGAAGGUGUGCUCUCCGGUUACGCACCGCCAGUGUUGUGUGUGUGUUCAAAGCUCUGAAAGUGUGUGUACUGUGUGACAACUUCAUCACUGACAUUGAGCCGCUGCGGCAGUGCGUGAACUUACUGAAGCUCGACCUCAAAGGCAACCAGAUCACUCAGCUACCUGAAGCUUCAUUCUGGAAGAAUCUAAAGGCGUUACAGCUGCUGUUUCUACAUGAUAACGACAUUUCUGUAAUGAGCGAAAUUGCAGGUCUGAGUGUUUCUCCGUCUCUCAACGCUUUGACUCUGUAUGAAACACCACUCAGUCGCAGGAGAAACUACAGACACUGGGUCAUUAACAGCAUCUUCAGCCUAAAGGCCCUGGACCAUCACAUCAUCUCAGAUGAAGAGAUCAUCGAAAACUGGAAACUUCCUCUCAGAUUUAGAGCCAUGACACCAAAUUUAUCAGUCCGUCUGUAUCUGCCAGCUGACAUGGAGGCUGAUGAGGUGAAAACACUUCGUGCAAUAAUUUCAGAAAUAAACAGAAUUCAAGCUGCAUUUUCUCCAACACUCAUCAUACAGAAGUGGACUAGAGGCCAUCUGACCAGGAGGCAUCUGGGGUUCUGUAGAGCCCCUGCUCCUCUGAAAACAUUAAGAAGGGACUUGACUCCGGUGGGUUCUGUGUGUGAGAUCAGCAGAAGAUCAUGGAUUAUGAACGAUCAUCGUGUUCCGCUCCAGCAGGACAUGAUGAGCUUCAGAUCUUUCCACAGCAGGACACUGACAGAACUCAACCCACCUUGUAACACUCCUCAGCCGAGUUACCAUGGAGACGUACUCAAUAUCAGCUUCAUGGAUCAACGUAAUGAUAUAAUGAACUUGGAGACCUUCUGUCUUUGUGGAUAUAAUGCCAUAACAUACUUGUCCAAGACGUUUGAAGAUGUGCUAAGGUCCCAAAAAAUUGAUGCGCAGGACAUCCGGAAUGGCAUUUCCCAUUUCCACACAAAGAAAUCCAACCUCCUGAACGCCCCAUGGCCACGCCCACCUAACAUCAUUCCAAAGAAGAGUUUUAUUGGCAGACACCAUGACUGCCUGAGCCUCACCACGUUCCGUGCAAUGGAGAGGACACAUGUGGAAAGAAAUAUGGAGGACGGACUGAGGGAGCGAGCCAAGAGAGUGAUGAAGGCACAGAAUCAUCGUGAAGAAACCAGAGGUCACUGUAAAGGAUUCAUGGAGGCGCGAAGGACAGAGGUGCUACUGAGGAAGGGGUCAGAGCAAGGUAAACUGGAGGAAAUACUCAAACUGCAGAAAAACAUACAGGAGCAGAAAGUCCAGCUAGUUCAUCAGAAGUACCUCAAGUUCCUGAUGGAGAAGCAGAGGAACAUGACGGAGCAGGAGACAGUGAAGCGCUUUAGCCGGCAGCAUGGUGCUCUGACUAAAGCCUUUAGUAAACAUUACACAGAAUGGAGAACCAGAGAGACUCUGGAUGAGAGGCAACGACACAUUGCAAUUAGCACAUUGCACACCAGAUCUCUAAAAGAGCAGGGGCACCUGGGGAACAGAACGCAGAAUAAAUCAACCACGUCCCGGGUAUCCAUAAAUGCUCUGCCAUUUCGCGAGCAGCAUCUUUCUGACCGAGAGAAAUCAGGUGAAAUCCAGCUGUUUCCAGGUGCACUGACUUGAGAUGCAUCAGCCAUAAAAUCUGUGCAAAUUAGCAUGAAAACUGUGUAGGUCAGCAGUUCUGUUUGAAUUGUAUGGCUUUAUCACUGGCUUUAAGGUCCAUGAAAUCUCAACAAACAUGUUUAAAUAAACUUUAACAGUCA